UUCGAAUGAAUUCAACGAAAACUUGGGAGCUGUUACUGCUUCCACUCAGUACUCGUGCAUAUAGGCGUUAGGAUUUCAGUUUUAUGGGUUUUGGAUUUUAGAACAGUGACUUCAAAUGCUAGUAAUUGGAUUCUAAAUUUAUAUACCUACAUGCUUAAUAAAUUCCUUAAUACAAAUAUGCUAUUUGAGCAAAACUUCUACCUCCACCCGUGCUCGUGCAUUAAGAUAGUCUCAGCAAGAUAACCUCUUUGCGUCCAUUAUUGGUUCUACUUUGUAGCAGCAUGGUCAAAGUUGUAGUACUACGUUUAUCAGUAUUUAGCUCUUUUCAGUAAUGCUGGGGUAGUAGCUAACAAUAACUAUACACCACAAAAAUCAGACCAUAUAAAAUGAUGAAGCGAUCAGUGGGAGAGUUUGCAAGUGUAAUAAGCGGAGCUCUCAUCGACGCAUCAAAGCAAAGCACCCGAACCCAAACAUGGACACCAGCAUUAGAACAAACAUUGCAUCACCUCAGAUGCCGGGAAUCACUCAGCCCAACACUCGUCGCCAAAGUCAUCGACCCAUUUCUUGUCAACCACCAUUCUCUUGCACUCGGUUUCUUCAACUGGGCCUCUCAGCAACCAGGCUUCUCACACGACUCUUCCACUUACCAUUCCAUUCUCAAAACUCUUUGCAUUACCCGCCAAUUCAACACACUUGAUAAGCUAUUUAAACAGGUUAAAGCUCAGAAAAUCCGACUUCAUCCUUCUCUUUAUCGCUCUGUUAUUGCUUCCCAGAUCAUUGGUAAGAAAUCCAAUUUAGCAUUUUCCAUUUUCAGUGAGGUUCCUUCGUUGGCAUCAGAGAUUGGAUCCCAAACUUGUAAUUCACUGCUUGCUGCUUUGUCGUCGGAAGGGAAUUAUAAAUGUGCUUUCCAGGUGUUCGACGAAAUGAAUCAUAGAGGUGUUCGGUUGAACACGCUUGGUUUUGGUGUGUUUCUGUGGAGAUUGUGUAGUUUUAAUGGGUUGGAAAAGAGUUUGGGUUUGUUAGAUGAGGUUAGGAAGAUUGACUUUUCGGGAAUUAACGGAUCAGUUCUUGCAGUUUUAGUAGUGCAUGGGUUGUGUUCUGGGUCUAGGAUAGCAGAAGCUGUUUCUGCUUUUGAUGAGUUGAGGAUAAGGGAAUGUAAACCCGAUUUUAUUGCUUAUAGAGUUGUUGCUGAAGCGUUGGGGAAUAUGCGAAGUGUAGUUGACAAAGAUUUGGUUUUGAAGAAGAAGAGGAAACUAGGGGUAGCACCGAGGAAUAACGAUUAUAAAGAGUUCAUCUUUGAUUUGAUUUCGGAGAAGCUGAUCAUUGAAGCUAAAGAUUUGGGCAAAGUAAUUGCAUGUGGGAACUUCCCUAUGGAUGACGAUUUGCUCCAUGCUUUAAUAGGAUCAGUUUCAGUUAUUGAUCCUGAACUCGCCAUCUUUUUUUUGAACUUCAUGCUGGGUAAAGAAAUGGUCCCUGAUCUUGUUGCUGUGACGAGCUUAAGUGCAAACCUUUGUAAGCAUGGAAAGAUUGAUGAACUGCUUGAAGUUUUUCAAAAUUUGUCUUCUAGAAACUAUUUUAGUCACACACAUAGCUAUAAUAUUAUGGUUUCAUUUUUGUGUAAGGCUGGGAAAGUGAGAGAAGCUUAUGAAGUUCUUCGUGACAUGAGAAGAAAAGGUGCAAUUCCUGAUAUACAAUCUUACAAUCUCCUUCUAGAAGCUUGCUGUCAAGAAGAUCUACUACGACCAGCAAAACGGUUGUGGGAUGAGAUGUUCACAAAUGGGUGCCCGGGUAAUUUAGAGACGUACAAUAUUCUUAUUCAAAAGUGUUCAGAAGAAGGUGAAAUUGAAGAUGCUUAUAGGCUUUUCCAUGACAUGAUAGAGAAAGGAGUAGUACCUGAUGCUAUUACAUACAUUUCAGUCCUGAAAGGUCUUUGUCAAGCAAAAGAUCUCAAAAUGUCUCUUGAAGUUUUUGACAAAUGUGCUAUGCAGAAUCCAACCCUUGCACGUUCCGUCUUGCGUACAUUCAUCCUCAGCCUCUGCAAGGAAGGUUAUUUGGUUCCUGCAAUGGAGUUACUUCGUGACCAAAGCACUGAUAUUGCAAUUUUAGACUCCCAUCUGAUUCUUCUCAAGUUUUUAGCUGAUGCUGAAGCGAUAAGUUUGGCUGUUGAACAUUUGAAGUGGAUUCAAGGCAAGUCUCCUAUGAUGCAUCAAGCACUGAGCAAUGAAAUAUUGGCAUCAAUAUCAUCUUCUUCCAAACCAGAUCCAAUUCUCAAGUUAUUUCAACUGAUGCAAGAAAACCGUCUCAAUAUUACUAAUGACUUGGGGAAAGAAAUGGCUUACAGAUGACACAUACCACUUGUUUGUACAUUUAGAGUACUCUAAUUGUUGGUCUUCUCCAUAUGCUUAACGCAGGAGGCGGCAGAGACAUUAAUACACACAUCAUGAUACAAAACCAAGAAGCCGAGAACCAUAAUACGUAGAGGAUCUAUUUUUAUUUUUUGGUAUACAUAACAAGGACAAUUUAAUAGAUAUUCCCUUCUUCUUUUUUUCUCUCUUUUGUGGAACAUUGAAUUUACUCGUAAGUUAGUUAACUGAUAUCCGAUCAUGCAUGAAA
Molecule: messenger RNA, 2613 nt
Organism: Lycium barbarum (goji berry)
Lineage: Eukaryota; Viridiplantae; Streptophyta; Magnoliopsida; Solanales; Solanaceae
Product: pentatricopeptide repeat-containing protein At5g14080
Exons: 2
Coding region: 387-2345 (652 amino acids)
Molecular function (GO): protein binding
Source: RefSeq, a predicted model, not a curated record